Messenger RNA from Zerene cesonia (dogface butterfly), 1820 nucleotides. RefSeq lists its product as uncharacterized. The record is from RefSeq and is a predicted model, not a curated record. The transcript is spliced from 4 exons. Lineage: Eukaryota; Metazoa; Arthropoda; Insecta; Lepidoptera; Pieridae. Bases 90 to 1346 code for a protein of 418 amino acids.
CCAAUGUCAUGCGCGUGGAAAUGCGCUGUGUGGCGCGCGCGCUUGCAUGGUGUGGCCGUGUGUAGUGUGGUGCUGUGUUAGAGGUGGCUAUGGCGGUCUUCGAUAAGUGGGUCGCGCUCAAGAUUAUCGAGUUUCUCUUUUGCGUAGCCUGCUUGGUGGCCAAGCGUGUGUCUAGCGACGAUGAGGCCCGGCUGGCGUUGCUGCUACAGAAGCUGUCGCGAGAGUGGUCUCUGCUUAACUCCAUCACUUGGGACUCCGCCGGGAGCUCCUUCGCAGAUGCUACGUAUGGAGGUUACGUGAUCAUCACCUUCAGUUUGAUAUUCGCGAGAGCUUUCCAAGAGAUCCCGAGAGGUCGGAGGAUAUUAGAGGGCAUAUUGCUUGGCGUGGGAUUACUUUUAUUUAUUGUUUUGGGUGGUCUAGAGUUAGCAUCUCUAGACGCAGUACCAGAAUCUCUGACAGUUAACGCGUGUGUACUUGGUGCGCUAUCACUGACAGUCGCUGCACUUUUCCUAAUCGACCUGAUGGGCCCCAGGGUCUACACAGCCACUAGACCCUCUCAAACUGACACAGUUACGUCACCAAAAAGCGAAAAGAAAGUGUCCAUCCUCACACAAGCGCCCACCAACGGCCACCUACCAGGCGAUAAGCAAAACGGACACGUUCCAGAAAGACCGAAAGAUUUGCCCCUCGACAAAACAGAAAUUAAAAAGGCUGAAGACAAGACCACGCUAUUCGAUUCUCCGAAAAGCACUCUGUCCCAACUAGAGGCAUUGGACAUCGAAAAAGACUUGGAAAAGUCUAAAUUUGGGUCUCUAAGGAACAUAGAAGGAGGGAACUAUGUCCGUCUUUCCGACCCUCUGGCAAUCCCAGAUAGGAUGCACUACGAGCAGGAACUCGCCAAGUUCAAUGAGAAAUACUUCAGAGAUUACCUCGAGUACGCUGACAGUCUCGACGGAAAGGGGAAGCUAGCUGUGAAAGAGCAAUAUUUACCGGAAUUGCAAACACCGGUGUUCGCUAAAGUGAAGACGGGACGAUUGCGGAGCCUAUACGACGACGUGUCGCCGACUUAUGAAAAGAAGAUACAGUCUAAAUCACCAACGAGAGCGAAGACGGUGGCAACGCCCACGCUGCAGCAAUUGGAGGACUAUUUGAAGAGUUCUGGAAGGUCGCGUAGGGGAGAUACGCCCGCGAUGUUUCCCAUGGAGCCUAUAGAGGAGAAAGACGGGAAUGAAGGAGAGGGCAGGGCAUCCGGGACGCCAACUGACCCCGGCUACGUGCAAUACACGGCGAAAAAAUGGCCGGACAAACGAGAACUGAGAACGCCGCGACACAGUCCGACGCAAUGAUUUAUGUGCGUGAUUAAUUACCUCGAGUGAUAAUUAUCUGUGCCGCGGAUGACAUAUGGUACCUACAUAUAUUUUGUACGUGUGGUUAUGACAUUGCAGGUUAUAAAGUGCGAGUUUUUUAUUAUUACAUGUGAUAUAUGUUUGUACGUGGUGUAGCACGUAAAUAGGAAAUAAAUUAACUAUAGGAAUACAGUAUGUUUUUAUCUGAAUGUAAAUAUUUAUAUUUUACAAAAACUUUAAUAAACUUUGACUUUUCAUGACUGAUUCAUCCUUGAGAAGUAGAACGAUUAUCUAUUUUUUUUUCGAAAACACACAGUUAAUUAUAACGCAAUUCAAGUAGGAAGCCCAAUAGGGGAUUUUGGGAUUUACUCGAGCGCGUCAUAUUAAUAUAAGGGAAGGAACCUAUUACUAAGUACCUCCAGAAAGUAUGAGCAGUUAAUAUUGGUGGGUGCGCUCAGACGAGCCGCAGGAAAU